Molecule: messenger RNA, 2132 nt
Organism: Poecilia latipinna (sailfin molly)
Lineage: Eukaryota; Metazoa; Chordata; Actinopteri; Cyprinodontiformes; Poeciliidae
Product: phosphatase and actin regulator 4A-like
Exons: 7
Coding region: 171-2132 (653 amino acids)
Biological process (GO): actin cytoskeleton organization; neural crest cell migration
Molecular function (GO): actin binding
Source: RefSeq, a predicted model, not a curated record
UGGACUCUAGAGCCAAGAGACACUAACCGCCUCGAGUGAGCAGUCAAGACAGUAGUUACAGUAGUUUGGUGUGCUUUGGAGAAGAGUGAGUUGGAGUAAGAUUCUCCUCUCCUCCCGCGGGGCCUCAGGGAGGCAGUGCCUGGCCGGCCGGUGGGGACACAGGCCCUAACAUGGGACAAAAUGCUAGCAGCGAGACCGUGGCCCAGCAACCGGCCACACGCCAAGCUGAUGACAAGGUCGACUCGCAACAGAGCACACCAGGGCCUGAAGAAGGAAACUCUGGAGGAGGAGCACCCCCAGCAAAGCGCAAAACCAAAUUUUCCAUGGGAAAGUUCCUCAAGCCCUUUAGAUUUAAGAAGAAGAAGCCAAGUGAGAAGUUCUCUGAAACAUCUAAAGAAUUGGAAAGAAAGAUUUCUGUCAGAAAAUCUCGCAAUGAGCUGAUUGCUAGAGGAGUUUUAAAAGAGAUCCCUGAAAAUGGGCGCAACAAUGAAAUUGACCUGAAAGAUCCACCAGUUAAAAAUGGGCACCCUGUACCAAUAGAUGCCGAUAGGGUGCCAGAAACGGGAAAUCGACAGGCUGACAUCAAGGCAAAUCCCAUUAGGCAUCCUCAAGGAGAAAACCGUCGCAACAACCGGGCGCCUCUGGAUGUGGACAAAUAUGCAAAGUUGCCCGUGGAUGUAGACAGACAAAGCCGCAUUCCCUUGGACUAUGAAAGAAAAGGGUCUGACCCUACACAAGAUGAUAGAUACCGUAAAGACAAGAAGAGGGAUGGCCAAGAUAGCCAAGACAUUCAGGAGAGGAGGGAUCGAGACAACAGGGAGAGGAGGGAUCAAGACGACAAGGAGACAAAGGAUCGGGACGACAAGGAGAGGAGGGAUCGUGAUCGGGACGAGAAGCAGAGGAGGGAUCGAGACGAGAAGGACCGGAGAGAUCGUGAUCGGGACGAGAGGGACAAGAGAGAUCGUGAUUUCGACGAGAAGGAGAGGAGGGACCGUGAUCGGGACGAGAGGGGGAGGAGGGACCGCGAUCGGGACGAGAGAAGGGAUCGUGAUCGGGACGAGAGGGAGAGGAAAGAUCGGAAUAGGGAGGACAGGGAAAAGAGAGAUCGUGAUGAAAGAGAAUGGAGGGAUAGGGAGCAGUAUGAAAAGGAAAAGAGAGAACUUGAUGACAGAGAAAGAAAAGACAACAAAGAGCGAUGGCUUGAGCGUGAAAGGAAGGAGUAUAGAGACGACAGAAAAGAUGAUAAAGUAAGAGAAGAUAGGGACAGGAAAUAUGCUCAGGUAGAGAGAGGUGAUACCAGGGACAAACGGGAAGACUGGAUUAAGGAACAGGGAGAUGAACGUGAGAAAAUGGACAGAAUAUUGCCUGAUGUCCGUCCAGUCCCUGACAUGGACUUGCGACCUCCUAUGCAGCAAAUCUUCACAGAUAAUGACACUCUACCCAGACACAAACCAACAGUUGAGUUCCGUGACCGCUUAGAAUCUGUCGGUGUCCAAUUGAUCCCUGACCAUUACCGGGAGCAAGAUACCCAACAGCAUCUACCCUUGCCCAAGCGAGCUUUGGUUCCCCCUAAAUUUCCCACUGGUCAUCCUUCCAAGUCUCCCAGUGUGACCCUGUCCUUCUCCUCCUCUUCCUCAUCUUCUACCUCCUCCAGCUCUUCUGUUGAAGCUGCAAUUGCCAAACCCCCGAGGACAUACUCUCUCAUACUAGAUGACCCACCUCAACUGCCUCUUGCUGGUGCUGUGUCAGCAGACUCUGUCGCACCUCCCCCUGUUCCACCUCACACAAAGCAGCCCCCUGUCCCUCCCCAUGUCCAGCAGCCUCCUGUCCCUCCCCAUGUCCAGCAACCUCCUGUCCCUCCCCAUGUCCAGCAACCUCCUGUCCCUCCCCAUGUCCAACAACCUCCUGUCCCUCCCCAUGUCCAACAACCUCCUGUCCCUCCCCAUGUCCAGCAACCUCCUGUCUCUCCUCAUGCUCAGCAGUCACCUGUUGUUUCACACCUCAAGCAACCUCCUAUGCCUCCACCUAAACCCACCAACCGCAACAGCGCUGCUGCAGCGCUUGGUGAGUUUCUUUUCUGUCCUCUCUAUAAUGAGUUGCUUUGGUCUCUGUGUAUUUGUGUCCUCUUUUGA